AUGUCAAGACUCCUCGCUCUGUUGUUGAUCUCUGCCACGUUGGCGGAAGGCCUUCGUUCAGGUCUAUCCGCAGAGUAUGUUGUUUAUCCAAGACUCCUGGAAGCAAGAGGAACCAACGGAGAAAAAAUUCUUCAAAUCACUGAACAACUUUCUCUUAGUUUAGAAAAAAGCUCUGCUAUCGCCGACAAGUUAGUUGUCUCGAGUACUAAUGGCGCUGAGCAAGUAGAUAGCAUUGUGGACGGAAAGGAGGUGGUAAAGAAUAUUUAUUACGAUAAAAGUAAGAUGGCAGCUGUGUCGGUGUCAGAGCAAAACGGAACUGUGGAAGUGAGCGGGGCCUUGGGCCCCACAUUGAGGAUUGCUCCUCUGCCCCUGAUGGGACACCAUGAAGGUCGAUACGGAGCACACAAAGUCUUUGAAAUCGAGGAGCCGGAGGGGCACAGAAUCGAUUACACAGCGCCGAUGCGUCAAAGUAUUUACAACGCGAGGUCUACCCGACCAGCCGCACAAAUACCGAGCGUUUUUCUUGUCGAGGUGGCAAUGGUGUUCGAUCACCACCACAGAAAGCAGUUCAAGACUACAAGAAGCCUCUUGCGAUACGCUGGAGUCACUGUUCAACUGGUCAACAUGCGAUUUGACGUCACUUCGCAUCCAAGAGUUCAAUUUGUUCUGGUUGCUGUUCUUGAGUUGACAGAGAUGAACACCAUUACAAGAGAAGUAGUAGCUCAAGAUAAGUUGAAGCCGCGAGGUUACACUAAAAGAUAUGUCUGGUUAAAAAGAACGCUUAAGAAUUUGAAGGACGCAGUCAACUCGGGGAGGAUCGAGGUUACCGCAGACCUCGUCACCUUGGUUACAUCAGGUGACCUCGCAAAAAUUGAAGAUGGUAUUUUUUCCAACCGUGUCAUUGGUUCUGCCAGGAUCGGGGGAGUGUGCCAUUAUUGCCGUGUUGCCCAAACAGAAGACCAGCCUCAUACAUACAUUAUGGUCAGCAUUCUUGCCCACGAAUGGGGACACUCGCUUGGAAUGGUGCACGACGGAUUAAGGGCAAAAUACAGCACUCCGGCUUACAGAAAUGUUACCUGCGACCCACGUGCCGGCUACCUAAUGGCACCUGUUACGUUUGGCGCCAGAAUGGGACAAUGGUCUAAGUGCUCCUUGGCUCACUUGAAAGGGUUUGUAAGGACUCUAGAUCAAGCCUGCUUUGAUGUGACGUCACAGACGCGCUACAGAAUAAACAUGAAGGAACUUCCGGGGACGAAAAUGACGAAGAACCAACUGUGUCGUGAAGCCUUCCCAGACUUUGGUCCUAUGAUUUCCCGUGGCCAUUGCGUGAAUAACAGAUGCGUCAAGAAGUAG
Messenger RNA from Ixodes scapularis (black-legged tick), 1353 nucleotides. Its product is annotated as zinc metalloproteinase/disintegrin-like. The transcript has 14 exons. The record is from RefSeq and is a predicted model, not a curated record. Bases 1 to 1353 code for a protein of 450 amino acids. Gene Ontology annotation, molecular function: metalloendopeptidase activity. Lineage: Eukaryota; Metazoa; Arthropoda; Arachnida; Ixodida; Ixodidae. Gene Ontology annotation, biological process: membrane protein ectodomain proteolysis.